AUGGUCGGCUGCUCCGUUGAUAUAUGGUCACUCGGUUGCAUUCUCUUCGACCUUCUGGGAUUUUCUUGCAAUGGCCCCGAGGGCUUCAAAGAGGUACAGAAGUAUCGUAACAAGGACAAGUCCAAGCCCAACGGGUUUUUUGAAAGGGCAGAAGAAGGUGACAUCAUAAAGAAGGGCUUGAUUGACCUGAUCGAUCGAUGGGACAACUCUAAUCGGCCUUGGGUCAUACCUUGGAAGAACAUAGUUCUAAAAACCCUCCAAAUCCCUCCACACGAGCGGCCCAAGGCCUCAGAAGUUGCAUCGGAUCUGAAAAACGACCUUAUCAGGAAGCUACCUGGGCUACCUGGAGACCAUCAUAUACAGCUGGGGGCCGACGAACAACUGAGACCAAGACAGGAGGUUGGAUCGCCCCAGAUAUAUACAUCUGUCUUUGUAGACAAUGUUCCGAAACAUCUAAAAAAGGCUAAGGUCUCUGUGUGUGGGCAGUGGGCCCUUCUACAGGGAGAGAAUUCGGUUCUGCCCCUGCGGAUGGACGACCUGCAAUUUGGACAAUCCAAGCACCAGCUUCCACAAAUUCAUGAAGAAACAUCACACAAAGUCCAGGCAACUGCUGCGUCAGGCUCAUUCUACGCUAUCCUAUAUAAUCUGCAUCACGAUCCUUCUCGAUUGCAGGUAACACUUUAUGGCCCCAAGGGUGAUUUUGAGAAGCACAUCUAUAAUGGCUACCCUUGCUCGGGGCUCUCAGUUUCGUCAAGUGGUGACUUUCUUAUCCACCUAGAUGACAAUGAACUUGUUCUGCACCUACAUGGGGCUGCCACUAGCUCUAUAAAGACCAUACACAUUGAAGAGCAUAGAAUAGCUGCGGCUUUCAGCCCUGAUGGAGAUGAUAUCUAUGUGUGGUCCAGAGGAGGAGACAAUGUCACUGACUACUGGCACGUUUUCAACAAGAACGAACUUGAAGAUCGUGAUGGCGGGUCACAAGGCUUGGUCUGCUCUUCUAAAUCCAUUCAAAGCACCGCCACUCCCGGUCAGUCGAGAGAUAUACUCGUCCCGUUUAAACGACAAUCGAACCCAGUUGAGCUAUGUCCGCUCUUCUUCGCCGUCGACAGCCAUGGAAACGCGUCCGUUAUCGUGGAAAACUUUAAAACGAAACCUAACGGGCUCAAACGGAUAAGAAUCUUCAACAAGGCCAGCGAGAGCGGAAAGCUGCAAGGCAUAAUUCACGGUUGUGCUCCACCCGAAGGAAGUCCCGUUGUCCUUAUCCGCGAUGGCCAGAGUAGCAAAUUCGCCUUCGUAUGUUUCAACUUGGCCGAAGACCUGGCUGACCUGGGACGGAAAUCGUCAUUGCCAGGAUAUUUGGAAGCGAGUGUUACAGGACUUCACGAUGCCUCGAUACUUGCUGAUUACUCUCCGGCCUCCAGCGAUUUUACACUGUGCUCUGGACCCUCUGGAUCCUCUGGACUAUGGGCGUAUGUUGCUCGUUGCACUAAAGGAGGCAAAGCUGCUGAGGUGCGAAAGGCUAUUAUUAAGUCUAACUGA
This is a messenger RNA of Aplosporella prunicola CBS 121167, 1539 nucleotides long. RefSeq lists its product as uncharacterized. Bases 1 to 1539 code for a protein of 512 amino acids. Gene Ontology annotation, biological process: protein phosphorylation. Gene Ontology annotation, molecular function: protein kinase activity; ATP binding. The transcript has 4 exons. The record is from RefSeq and is a predicted model, not a curated record. Lineage: Eukaryota; Fungi; Ascomycota; Dothideomycetes; Botryosphaeriales; Aplosporellaceae.